This is a messenger RNA of Talpa occidentalis (Iberian mole), 2891 nucleotides long. RefSeq names its product RasGEF domain family member 1A (gene RASGEF1A). Bases 802 to 2244 code for a protein of 480 amino acids. NCBI's taxonomy places the organism in Eukaryota, Metazoa, Chordata, Mammalia, Eulipotyphla, Talpidae. Gene Ontology annotation, biological process: Ras protein signal transduction; positive regulation of GTPase activity. Gene Ontology annotation, cellular component: plasma membrane. The transcript is spliced from 13 exons. Gene Ontology annotation, molecular function: guanyl-nucleotide exchange factor activity. The record is from RefSeq and is a predicted model, not a curated record.
UGGUCACUGCCUCGGAACUGAGAGCCAGCACCUCUGAGCAGGCAGGAGGGCCCAUCCCACCUGCACCUGCCCUGCAUUGGAGGAGGGAAGCUUUCAAGGUCUGGCUUCUAGAAGCCUGUGAAUCAUUUUCACCUGCCUUGCUGUGAACCAAUUGCCACUAUAAUUAGAAGGUGUUUGCCUUCCUGCCUGAAUAGAGGAGGAGCUGCAAGGAGACUGAGGGUCAGGCUGGGUGCAAGUCUGUCCCCCAUACCUCCAAGAGGGCUGCUGCUCUGUCCAGGCCAGGCCAGCCCCAGGUGACUUGGGGGAGUCCAGGGCCCCACAGGGCCCAAUCCUCUGGCCUCAAGGAAGCUGGUGCAGGCAAUUGGUCUGCUUGGUGUCAGGAGCUCACUGCCAAUUGUCCGCACCAUUGAAAUAGGCCUGGGUGCAGCCAGGAGCCGCAGAGGCAGGAGAGAGACUUCCUGCUCCUAUUUUCACCUUGAAAACCUUAAAAAACGCCAGUGACCAGGCCAGUUAUCAGAAUAACUGGGGUGGAAGCCCUGAAAAGGUUUUUUUUUAAGACUCCCCAGGUGAUUCUGGUGUGCCGACACAGCCAGGGGGCUCGGCCCUUGGUGAAGUGGGCUUUCCUCAACUGGAGGCUACAACCCUCAAAGGGACAAGCGUGUCCAGCUAAGAUACUGGCCUGACCUCCCAGCCUGAGCUAGCACUCGGGGGCCUGCGUUUCAAGACGACCAGGUGGCGGCGCUGCUGCUCGGGGUCACACGGGAGCUUGGGGAGAGGAUAUAAAGCUCCAGACUGGAAACUAUGCCCCAGACAUCUGUGGUCUUCUCCAGCAUCCUCGGGCCCAGCUGUAGCGGACACGUGCAGCCUGGCAUGGGGGAGCGAGGCGGAGGGGCCGGCGGCACUGGGGACCUCAUCUUCCAGGAUGGACGCCUUGUCUCGGGGUCCCUAGAGGCCUUGAUGGAGCACCUGGUCCCCAAAGUGGACUAUUACCCCGAUAGGACGUACAUCUUCACGUUUCUCUUGAGCUCUCGAGUCUUCAUCCCCCCUCAUGACCUGCUGGCCCGUGUGGGGCAGAUCUGCCUGGAGCAGAGGCAGCACCUGGAGGCUGGGCCCGAGAAGGCCAAGCUAAAGUCCUUCUCAGCCAAGAUCGUGCAGCUGCUGAAGGAGUGGACAGAGGCCUUCCCCUGUGACUUCCAGGAUGAGAAGGCCAUGGCUGAAUUGAAGGCCAUCACCCACCGGGUCACACAGUGUGACGAGGAGAACGGCACAGUGAAGAAGGCCAUUGCCCAAAUGACGCAGAGCCUGCUGCUGUCCCUGGCUGCCCGGAAUCAGCUUCAAGAGCUACGGGAGAAGCUUCGCUCGCCGGCCGUGGACAAAGGGCCUGUUCUCAAGGCCAAGCCGCCGGCUGCUCAGAAGGACAUCCUGGGCGUGUGCUGUGACCCCCUGGUGCUGGCCCAGCAGCUGACUCAUAUCGAGCUGGAGCGGGUGGGCAGCAUUCACCCCGAGGACCUGAUGCACAUCGUCAGCCACAUGGACUCGCGGGACAAGCACAGGUGCCGAGGGGACUUGACCAAGACCUAUAGCCUGGAGGCCUACGACAACUGGUUCAAUUGCCUUAGCAUGCUGGUGGCCACCGAGGUGUGCCGGGUGGUGAAGAAGAAGCACCGGACCCGCAUGCUGGAGUUCUUCAUUGACGUGGCCCGGGAGUGUUUCAACAUCGGGAACUUCAACUCCAUGAUGGCUAUCAUUUCUGGCAUGAACCUCAGUCCUGUGGCGCGGCUGAAGAAAACGUGGUCCAAGGUCAAGACGGCCAAGUUUGACGUCUUGGAGCACCACAUGGACCCAUCCAGCAACUUCUGCAACUACCGCACGGCCCUGCAGGGGGCCACGCAGAGGUCCCAGAUGGCCAACAGCAGCCGAGAGAAGAUAGUCAUCCCUGUGUUCAACCUUUUCGUUAAGGACAUCUACUUCCUGCACAAAAUCCACACCAACCACCUGCCCAGCGGGCAUGUUAACUUCAAGAAAUUUUGGGAGAUCUCCAGACAGAUCCAUGACUUCAUGACAUGGACACAGGUAGAGUGUCCGUUCGAGAAGGACAAGAAGAUUCAGAGUUACUUGCUCACGGCGCCCAUCUACAGCGAGGAAGCUCUCUUCAUAGCCUCCUUUGAAAGUGAAGGACCCGAGAACCACAUGGAAAAAGACAGCUGGAAGACCCUCAGGACCACUCUCCUUAACAGAGCCUGAAGGCAUGGAUGCAGCCCGCAGACGCUGGAUGAAGCACACUCGCAAACUGAGUUUUAAUCUUGAUUGAUAUGGGUUGAGAUGAGGAGGCCUCACUGGUUGGGGUCCAUUUUGUAUAUAACUUUUAUGAAGAAAAAAAAAGGUAAUUAUUUCAUGCAUCAAUCUUUGGCACUUACAAAUGAAGUUCUUUUGUUUACUUUAAACAACAGGGCAGGGCCCUGCUUUCGGGAAGGGAGGGGAAGAGUAUCAUGGGAGAUGGCGUCCAUGAUAACAUCUUAUUCUAAUGAAAUGUAGAUUUUUAUUUUCUACCUUUGAUUAUUAACAUCUUACAAAAAUAUUUUAAAAAUACCCAACCAAAAUCAACGUGAGCCCUGCCUGUUUGGAUGCCUUUCCAGCCAGUGUCUCUGAUGUCGGGGUUAGUGCCUUAGAGGGUACUAGAGGGCCGGUCUCCCGCUCCGCUCUUCUAGCCCGCUGCCAGCCAGUGCCGCCGGGGAGGUGCCGGGAAAGCUCUGCUCUGGGCCGCACGGUGCUGCCCUCAAAGCCUAGGCCAGUGAGGUGCCAGCCAGAAGGAGGUCCGUUGCAUACUGCUGGAAGUGAACCUUUGAGUAUGGGCUUUCCAAAGUUUACAUUUUCAUUUUCCUUUAUCAGGG